Messenger RNA from Oldenlandia corymbosa var. corymbosa, 791 nucleotides. NCBI's taxonomy places the organism in Eukaryota, Viridiplantae, Streptophyta, Magnoliopsida, Gentianales, Rubiaceae. The record is from the annotation of a GenBank genome assembly.
GUUUUCGUGGGUAAUUUGUGGGUAAAUCUUAAUUUAGCCAUGAAUUACCUACGGCCUCAGUUUUCCGUAGGUGAUUUAAUUUAUUUUUAAAUUUAUUUUAUUUUAUGAUGUUUACAUACUCUAUGUUAUGUAACGUAUGUCUUCACUCUAUGUUUACAUACUUUAUGAUCUCUGGUGAUUUGUCUACGACACUUUUUUGGGUUGGAAAAUAUAUCACCUUUGUCAAAACUUUUGAAGGGUGCCUCACGAAAUUGUUGCUUCUGGCUCUCGAAAUUUCACAACUCCAUUCAGGUGGUCUGAAGAAUCAAAUUUUAUCAAUUGAAGAAGGCAUGUUGAUUGAGGUUGAACACUGGGACAAAAGGGCUGAAGAAAUUCUGCUAUGGAAAAUACAAUCGCGGGGAAUUUCAUAAUCUAUGUCGAAAGUUGAACGUAGAAGUUACAUUGGAAUUGGCCAGUCUCUGUUUUUCUUGAUGCAACUUGCAAGUUGAAACAAUAGGAUUUUUGUGGAAUCCAUGUAAGUUUCGAAUGUAGUAAAAUUCAUGUAAGUUUUGAUAACUAGUGAGAAUGGUUCCACAGUAUUUUCACUUUAUUGUUUGGUUGUUUAGAUAUUGCGGAUAAUUAUUUUCUAUGUAAUUUUCUUUAAAUGGGUAAAUAUUAUAAUGAAAUGUAUUAGAGUUUUGAAUGUAUAUAUUUUGUUAUGAUUACAAAAGAUUUAUGGGAAGAGUAUAUAUAUAUAUAUAUAUAUAUAUAUAUAUCACCCACGGCUACCCACGGACCUUAUUAGAGAUGGG